AUGCCCCUGGGAAAAGAACUUGUUCCUCUGCUGCAGAAAGGAGGACACCUGGACAUUCUGAAGUAUGCGCAUGAGAAUGGAUGCCCCUGGGACAAAAGCACUUGCUCCUCUGCUGCACGAGGAGGACAUUUGGAAAUUCUGAAGUUUGCUCGGGAUAAUGGAUGCCCAUGGGACGGCCAGACUCUUGCCCAUGCCAAGUGGGAAGGACACUCAGUAAUCUUGGAAUGGGCCAAGGAAAAUGGUUGCCCAGAUCGGUGGGACACAGACAGUGAGUACAUUGAGGACAGUGAGGACAGUAAGGAUGAUGACUGA
Messenger RNA from Seminavis robusta, 312 nucleotides. The record is from the annotation of a GenBank genome assembly. NCBI's taxonomy places the organism in Eukaryota, Bacillariophyta, Bacillariophyceae, Naviculales, Naviculaceae.